Molecule: messenger RNA, 4124 nt
Organism: Pelagomonas calceolata
Lineage: Eukaryota; Pelagophyceae; Pelagomonadales; Pelagomonadaceae
Source: the annotation of a GenBank genome assembly
GUUUUAAGUUUUGGGCUCUGUUUUUGCCCUCAGCUCGGCACAGACAGACUCAUGGAUUGCUGCAGAGCACAGAAGUGAUCAUCUCACAUAGUCGAGCCGCCAUGCCGCGCAAGAAGAGCAGCGCGCCGCCUCCGGCAGCGGCCGAGACCGUAGACUCGUUGCGGACCCAACUGGCGGAGCAGCGCGAGCACUACGAGGCCCAGUCCGCCCAGGCCCUCAAAUUACUGGAAUCAAAAGAUGCCGAGCUCGCCACGUUGCGAGAAUCGACGGCGACGCCCGUGUCGCCGGGCACCGACGCGUCACAAGCCGCGUCCCAAGAGGCCGAACGCCUGCGGCGAGACGCCGACGCGAAAGCCAAAGAAGCCGAGAUCUUACAAAGAGCGCGCAGCGAGUCCGCGGCCGAGCUCGCGCGGCUCAAGACCGAACUGUCCGUCUCGAACGCGAACGACGCGGCGCGCCAGGCGGCCGUCGUAGCUAGUAAUGCUGCCGUCGACGAACUGAAGCGAUUGCGGGGGACGGCCGCGACGGACAAGGCGGCUUUGGCCUCUACCGCGAAGGCCCUGGACGACUUAUCAAAAACAGAAAAGGAGCUCCGCGCGCAGCUCACGCAGUCGAAACAAGAUUUAGCGCAGGCCCAGACGCGCCUCAAGGCGUCCCAACACAAUUCCGACGCGACCAAGGCCGAGUUGGAACGCGCGGACCAGGCCGAAGCGGCUUUGAGAACCGCAAAAGCCAACAACGAGAAGCUCACGAAGCGCCUCGCUUCCUUGGAGCGGAGCGACGCCUCCAUCAAUGAAAGGGAGGCGAACGCCGCGGAGGCGAUUGAAAAAGCUCGAGCAUUGCAGGAGCGGGCGCAGACGGACAUGCGAAAGGCUUCAGAGUUACAACAGGCGGCGAGGCGCGACGGCGCGGCCGAAUUGGCGCGGGCCCUGGACGCGCGCGAUUUACGAAGGAGGUUGUCGCUCGCCGAGGCCGAUCGCGACGCGGCUCUCAGAGAUGCGGACGAUUUGCGGACGGCUCUGAAGGCGCAAGAACCGCCGGCGACGCCGGCUCUGCCUCCAGUGACGACCUUCACCAGGGAAACGGAUGAAGGUACGGUGGCCGAGCUCGCGUCGCAACUAACGGAGGCCCACGAGCAGUUGGAUCUCUGUCGGACGUCUCUGGACGCGAUGAAGGGGUCCGACGAGGACGUUCGGUCAAGGUGCUGCGCAUUAUCACAAAGAUUGCACGAGGAGGCGGGCGAAAGACAUCGGCUCGAGCGGUUAAGAGCAAGGUGUCGCUGUUCGCACCAGGACGGUACGAAGGAUGCAAAUGAGGACCUUACAAGGCGAGCGCUCGCCGCGUCGUUAGCCGCGCAGGCCGCGAAGGACUCCUUGUUUGCUGAACAGCAAGCCACGUCGAACAAAGCUUUAGCCGCGGCGCGGUGUCGCGCGACCGUCGCGGAAAGGGCUAGAGAUCUAGCCGACGCGCGCGCUUCAGAUGCGUCCGAGGCCCUCCAGGAGGCUUUAUCACUGCACGGCAUUGAUCGUUCAGCAUUAGCUGAUCGUUUACCGGAGAAGGAGGAUACUACGUUAGGUGCGACGGCGCGAGCUUUAGAGGAGGCCGAGCGACGGGUCACGGCCGAAAAAGAGCGCUCUCACAUACUAGAGGCGCGUUUAGUCGAGAUGACAUCACAAAAAGCGGACGCCGUCGAGGCGCUGGAGCGCGAAACGGCCGCGACGAGGGCGCAGGCCGAUCGCGCCGCAGCUGCCGAGCUCGCCUCCGUGGCGGUCCAGGCGGCCAGUCGCUCCGGUGCUGGAUUACGUUCAUCGCCGCGCUGGCGGUCCUACGUCGACGACGUUCUCUCCGCGUGUUCAUCAGAGCGGGACGCCAAGGCGGCUUUGUUAGAGUCGAGAGCUGGCUUAGCACGCCUGGAAGCGAGACUGGAGACGUCUGAGAGACGGGCGGACUCGCUACAGUAUCGCCUGGCGCGAAGAGGCGUCGAGGAAGAGGAGGAGGACUUCCACGUCAAGACCCCGAAGGACCCAGAAGUGUCCUCACUACGACGGGAAGCGAUGCAGCUCGCCGACGAGGCGUCUCAGGCGAGAGACGCCCAGAAGCGCGCCGAGAAUGACGUUAGAGAAGUGAGAGGUGCGUUAUCCGCCUUGCGCCUCGAGAAGAGCGCCCUGGAAGCCCGAUGCGCCGCGGCCGAGGCGGCCCAAGCGGACGCUACCAGAAGCUCCUUGGACUUGCGAGCAAGGGCCGCCCAAGCGGAAGCUCGCGCCGUCCACCGCGUCACGGCGACCGACGACGACGCGAAGGCGCUCGCGCAAGCGGUCCUCGCGCGCAUGGACCGGAUCCAGAACAUGGCUACCAGUGAUAAACCGUCGGAGGCGCUCCAAACGCUCGAAAAGCGCGCGACGGAGCUCGAGGCCGCCCUCGCCGAUACGCAACAACGUCUAAAUGAUGAAUCUACCGCGAGAGCUAGUGCGGAGCGCCGCGCGGGCCGCGAGGCCUCUUCUCGUGCAGAUAUGGAGGUCGAGGUCGUGCUGACUCAGCGUCUGUUUCUGAGGUUUUCUGAACUUCAAGAUCGCAUCGACUGUGUCUGAGGGCGCCGUCGAGCCUCCACGCCAUCGACGCGACGCGUUCCUCUGUUCUCGACAAGUUUCGUGACGGCGUCGUCCCGCGCAGGCACGACUGAAGGAGGAUUUACGCUCGUUGAAGUCGGCGAAGAACCUCGAGGUCCUCGCCGAGGCCGCUAGACUGGAAGCCCGCGCGGAAGAUGCCGACAAACGAGCAGAACUUGCUUGUGAAGACGCGCAGGCCGCUCGACAGAAGCUCGCCGAGGCCGAGAAGAACCUGGGGAGGUUGGAGGGGGCUGGCGUGCUGGCGGAAGAAGCUCGGAAGCGCGCCGAUGCUGCUUCGCAACGCGCGAAAGCUGCCGAAGAUAGAUGUCGGUUGGCCGUCGAAAGUGCGCAACAAAAGGCCUCACUCGCGGAGAAGCGCGCGUCGGAUGCUGAACGAGAUCUCGUUGUCGAAAAGCAGCGCACAACCGAUGCACUAAAAAGGGAGGAGGCUCUGAGGACGCAAUCCCGCAAGGAUCUGAACGACGUCCGAAGCGAUGCCAAGAGGCAACGCAAGGUCUUCCAGGACUUCCGGAGGGAGAAGGACGAAUUACAAAAAAGGUACGACAAGCAGCACGCGGAACUGCUGGAAGCGAAGAGUAGAACGGCGACGCUGAAGCUGCGGGUCGGCGCCUUGCAGACGGCCUCGCAGUCGAAGUCGCCGCGCCGGGAAGUCGUCGAGAAGGAUCGAUUGCGGGCGGAAGAGGACGCGCAGCGGAAGCGCACGGACGAGGCGGCGCGCCGACGGCUGCGGGACAUCCGGCAACAGAAGGACGAGAUGGCCCACGAGAAGCGCAUCCUCGAGGAGAAGAUGUCGACGAUCAUCGCGCGCGAGGAGAAGGCCGAGCACCGGCGGGGAGAAGCUGUGGUGAGAGAAAGGGCGGCCCACCGGAAGCUGACGGUGGCCCAGGACGCCUUCGAGCGGGAGAAGACCGUGUUAACUCGGAAACUGGACGAGUGCAAGGCCAUGUUAGGAAGGAAAUCAGCAGAUUACGACCAAGCAAGGGCUGCUAGGUUACGAACCGCAAGGCGCGCGGACGCGCUGGGCAAUGCGAUCAAGGACGUCGGGGUCCGGUUGGCGCGAGGCCUGGAUCGCGCGCGGGACCGAGCCGCGCAAUUGGCCUCGACAUCUUCGACGCCUACUGCUGGUUUAGUAGCAGCAUCAUUGUUAGAUCUGGCACCAUCAGAAGUCGACCAGUUGGUAGCGUCGUUGGAUGGAUCGACCACGCCCGUGGCGAGGUCGCCGCGCCACGCGAACGCCGAGAGCGCCUUCGCCGCGACGAUCACGUCUGCCCUCGAGGCUACCGAUUAUCAGAAAAUACGGGAGUCCAUCGUGGCGGUGGUGGACGAGCGCGUCGAGCACGAGCGGAAUUUGGGGAUGGCUCUUGGUUCUAGAGAUGACGCUCCCGUCCAGUCGCGGCGGCCCGUGGUAUUGUCGGAUGAGUGCUCGGUGGACGCCGUGGACACGGCCGGGGUCUUGGAGGCGCUCGGGUUGUCUACGGAGGUAUGUUAACCUGAAUU